AUGCUGUUAGCGACAUCUGCUAGCAGCAUAAGCUUCAUCUCAGCUUGUAAAUUGAUACUUACAGUGGCAGAUAUUCAGCCCAUCACAGCAGCGUCAGGCUGUGAGUCCCUGUUGAGAAACCUGGUGUUGGCAGAAAGCAUCAGGGAAGAGCUCCAGGACACACCAUGGGAUGUCUUUUCAACAAGCUACAAGUGCUUUGGAAUUGCUGGUGGCAAGGAUCUUGCCAACCCAGCUCCCUCUGUUUUUGUGAAAUUAGCAGGGCUCCUGUUGACAUCGUUGGCUGCUUGGCACAUGGGUGCUUUCUUGCCCAAAGAGACAAUAAAAUCUUCUGUUGAUAAUCUUCAAGACAUUGGAAAGAAACCACUAUUGAGGGCCCCAUUCACAAAAAGGCAGAAGUGUGAUCACUGGUCUCCCUGCCCACCUGGGGACUAUGCCUAUUGAAUCCUUAGUGGUGGUGGCAAAGCAAAGCUGGCUAAAAUUUGUUUCAUGGAUUCCAGGCUUAUGAGUGAAGAGAAGGGGAAUGUUAGAAGAGGUACAAACAUUGCCAUUGUGAAUUUUAAAACAGGAAAAGUUUCAUCAGCAAGAUAUUUCAACAUGGAGUGGAAUGGAGACCAUUCAGGAGAGAUGACAACUUUCAUUAACAAUGCACCAGAGGGAUCCCUCCUUUCGAUGGUGACUCAAGAUGAUGGAAGCACACAGUUGAAAAAUGGUGCCAAAAACUAGUGGGAAAGCUGGGAAGUAAGGAAUAUGAAGUUCAGGCCAAGCUGGGCUUUUAUAGCUGCCAAAGGCUUCAAGCUGCCAGAUAAUAUACAAAAAGAAAAGGUCAGACUAAUUUUCUUUUCACUUUGUAUUUGUCUGUAUAUCAGGUGUAACCUUCUGGUGCAGAUUUCCCCAGUAGUGUUCAUCUGUAUGACAGAGAGACAGACAGAAAUACAAAAAACCCAAUACAGAGAGCACUCUGACAAGAAGAACAACAAAUAUGGUGGUGGGCCAGCUGAAGUCCAAAUAGAAGGCUGUAUCCCAAGAAACCUGAUCUGA
This is a messenger RNA of Cuculus canorus (common cuckoo), 1038 nucleotides long. RefSeq names its product FAM3 metabolism regulating signaling molecule B (gene FAM3B). NCBI's taxonomy places the organism in Eukaryota, Metazoa, Chordata, Aves, Cuculiformes, Cuculidae. The record is from RefSeq and is a predicted model, not a curated record.